This is a messenger RNA of Schistocerca cancellata (South American locust), 1589 nucleotides long. RefSeq lists its product as uncharacterized. NCBI's taxonomy places the organism in Eukaryota, Metazoa, Arthropoda, Insecta, Orthoptera, Acrididae. Gene Ontology annotation, molecular function: flavin adenine dinucleotide binding; NADP binding; N,N-dimethylaniline monooxygenase activity. The coding region runs from base 205 to 1452 and encodes 415 amino acids. The record is from RefSeq and is a predicted model, not a curated record. The transcript is spliced from 9 exons.
CCCAACGCAUAUAUUCCGUGUAUCUCUGUAGGAAUAUUCGUACUGUUGCUGAAGGCCAAAAUAUAUGCCAUUCAGCUAACACCUUCAAACGAGACAUCCACUAGUGGGAAGAAUGCAGCAACUGGAGGAUAUGUGGAUGGAAUGAAGGCAGAACUACAAUGUGGCAGUUGUCACCAUGUGUUGUAAGCAACAACACUCCCUUAGAUGGUGUCUGUGUGCAUCGUGGGAGCUGGGGCUGCUGGUCUGUGUGCAGCAAGACUUUUGAGUGCUGCUCAUGGCUUCAACAUAGUGGUUUUUGAGCAGUCUACAACAGUUGGUGGCACUUGGCGAUACACCGAUGACCCAGCUGUGGAUCCACAUUCCAGUAUGUACUGCAACCUAAGAACUAAUUUGCCAAAGGAAAUAAUGGGAUUUCCAGACUACCCAUUCCCUGAAUCAGGUGAAUCUUUUGUGCAUCACACUAAGGUUUUAAAAUAUUUGGAACAUUAUGCCAUCCACUAUGAGCUUCUCAAAUAUAUAAAAUUCAAGACCAGAGUAAAACAUGUGACACCGAAACAUCCUCAGGAUAACAGGACAGCUUGGAUAGUAACAGUGGAGGACUUAAGAACAUGUACUGAAGAAACGUCCAUAUUUGAUGCAGUAUUUAUAUGCAAUGGGCACUAUUCUGAGCCAUACAUCCCUUAUAUUCCUGGACUAGAAAAAUUCAGUGGUAAAGUCUUCCACAGCCAUGUGUAUCGUAAACCAGAUGGUAUAAGUGGACCUGUUUUAGUGUUAGGAGCAUCAUCAUCUGGAAUUGAUAUCAGUCUUGAAUUAGCUGCUGCCAUGGAACAGAAAAUAUAUCUUAGUUCAAGAAAAGAAGAACGAUACACUUGUGAAUUGCCACCAAAUGUUAUCCAAGUUCCUGGAGUGUCGUAUGCAACUGAAGAUGGUUUUGUUAUGGCAGAUGCUUCUGUUUGUAAAGUGAAAACACUUAUUCUGUGUACAGGUUACUGUUACUCUUACCCCUUUCUGUCUAAAGACUGUAAAAUGAAUCAACCGGAUCACUGCAGAGUAAAUCCUUUGUACAAACACUUGAUUCAUAUGGAUUUCCACACACUCUACUUUCUUGGGAUCCCGCUUAUAAUUGUGCCUUUCCCAAUUUUUUAUUAUCAGGUGAAAUUUUGUAUGAAAGUGCUUGAUGGCACAUUAAGAUUGCCAACUCGUGCUGAGAUGGAACGUGAAACUUCUGAAGAUUUACAACUACGGUUAUCAUUGGGAAUGCCAGAACGUUAUCAGCACAAAAUGGGUGACCUGCAAUGGAAUUAUGUUGAUAAUUUAUCUCAGUUGGCAAAUGUUCCUCCUUUGCCUCAGUUCUAUAAACAGAUUUAUGAGAAGGUCAGUGAGCAUAGAAAAACAAACAUUUUAGGUUACAGGGAAGCCAAUUACUCAACAGAAACUUGUGAUAGAAUAUGAUAGUAACCUUUAAAAUGAUUUACUUAACAAAAGUUAACACUUUAUGUUAAAUAUACUGUUUAAAUACCAACUUCCUUUUAUGAAUGAAAUUAUGUAUAUAUUUUGCUUCAUUAAAAUUUCACAAUUUUAUGUUUUGA